CAGUGGCCGCAUAGUUUUGGCUUGUUUGUCGAUUGGACAGCUUAUCCGUGCCAAUACCAACGUGGUUGUACUAGACUCGAAUCCUCACGAUGUGGACAGCUUGCGGCAUGUGCGGAUGUCAAAGCGAUGACAAUUGCUGGAGUUGCUGCGAUGUUGCUGCUGAAGAAUUCGAUGAAGGGAGCUAUUGCGAUGGUUGCGCCAUUGAGAAGAUCAAGAAAACAAAAUGCGACAGAUGCGAUAGAGAAUUUUGUUUUGACCAUGGCCGUUAUCAUAAAUGCUGUGGAUUGAAUAUCUGUGGAGAUGAUUAUGCUUGCGCAGAAAAGCAUGAGACCAAGACCAACAAAAAGUGUGGCCACAAGACCUGCACCUUCCACAAGGGAUGCCGCACCUGCAAACUCCAAAAGGAGAAGAUCAAGGAGGACGUUUUAAAGGUAGAGGAUAAGAAUCUGGUCCAAGAUAUGUUGAAGAAAGUUAAGAGCAAGGAGCUAAAAAGCAGCCUCCGGGAAUGGAUGAAGAGUCUCCCUAAAAAGAAAAAGACAGGUGCCAAGAAGACGAUGGCGAAAAAGAAUGUUUGCUCUAAAGCCAGCCGAAAGAAUGCACGCGUGACAAAGAAGUAGAGACUCGACGGUCACUCGUAGGUAGCAGGACAUCGCACCCAACGCCGUGCUUAAUGGAGAAGUAUGCGGUACUGUUCCCUUUUAGCAAAACUAAUGAAGUUGCACGUUGCAGCAAAAUACUCGACACUGUUCUACUCUGU
Messenger RNA from Seminavis robusta, 757 nucleotides. The record is from the annotation of a GenBank genome assembly. NCBI's taxonomy places the organism in Eukaryota, Bacillariophyta, Bacillariophyceae, Naviculales, Naviculaceae.